Sander lucioperca (pikeperch) is the source of this 3840-nucleotide messenger RNA. RefSeq names its product secretory carrier membrane protein 5a (gene scamp5a). The transcript is spliced from 7 exons. NCBI's taxonomy places the organism in Eukaryota, Metazoa, Chordata, Actinopteri, Perciformes, Percidae. Gene Ontology annotation, cellular component: recycling endosome membrane; trans-Golgi network membrane. Gene Ontology annotation, biological process: protein transport. The record is from RefSeq and is a predicted model, not a curated record. Bases 345 to 1037 code for a protein of 230 amino acids.
CCUUCUCUGAUUUUCAGCACUGUGGACAGCAUCAGGCAGGGGCGGGGCUUGUUGAAAUAUUCCGUUCCGAUGUGCGUAAAGAAAAGACCUUACGUCACGUGACCGCCUUUUACUCCCAAACCCAUCAUUUGGGAAUAACGUAACAUAUUUCGGUCUGAGCAGCGCCAGAUCUGGCCGUUUCCUCCAAUGUGUUUGAAUGCAGAUUAAUCCAGGAUGCUAUUUAAACAAACGGAGGGAUUCUAGCGACAUUCUCGAACUAAACUGGAGUUUGGUUUUCAAGGCAGCUGAGAUUGAAGUCUGCGUGCCUGCUGUUUGCAAGUGGAGGAAAAUACUGAACGGUCAUCAUGGCAGAAAACAACUUCCCUCCCCUGCCGCGAUUCAUCCCUCUCAAGCCAUGUUUUUACCAAGACUUCAAUGAGAUCCCAGACCAGCAUCGCACAAUGUGCAAGAAGAUCUACUACCUAUGGAUCUUGAAUAGUGCCACACUGGCUGUUAAUCUGAUUGGCUGUCUGGCGUGGAUGUGUGGAGGUGGCGGGGUGACCAACUUUGGGAUGGCCUUCCUGUGGCUUAUCCUCUUCACCCCCUGCUCCUACGUGUGCUGGUUCAGGCCCAUCUACAAGGCCUUCAAGACAGACAGCUCUUUCAACUUUAUGGCUUUCUUCUUCGUCUUCAUGGCCCAGGUGGUGAUCAGUAUUAUCCAGAGUGUUGGCAUUCCAGGCUGGGGAGUGUGUGGCUGGCUAGCUACCAUCAGUUUCUUCAGCACCAACAUUGGCUCCGCUGUGGUCAUGCUGAUUCCCACCAUCAUGUUUACUGCGGUGGCUGUACUGUCCUUCACCGCCCUCGCAAAGGUUCAUAACUUAUACCGUGGCAGUGGUGGCAGCAUGGGUAAAGCCCAGGAGGAGUGGGCCAGUGGGGCCUGGAAGAACCCCCACGUCCAGGAGGCAGCUCAGCAGGCGGCCAUGGGAGCUGCACAGGGAGCCAUGCAGCAGAACCAGUACUCAGCAGCUCCCACCUACAACUACGACGAUCCGAUGUAGGGCAGAUGAGGAGGCCAGGCUGCUGAGUGGGAGAGAUAAAAAGGGAUCAAUUAAGAACACAAAUCAGAAUUAGGUGCCCUUCAUUACAACACUGUACAAGCUGAAUUCAACCAGAACAAUGUAGAGAAAAGUCAUGUUUUUGGUGGAAGUGUACUUUUAUUGAAUUCUGACACACAUGGGAGUUAAUAAUUUAAGUCACUUCACAUCUAAAAUAAUAGACGGUUAUUUAAAAAGCUGUUUUUUUUCUCUCUUAAACUGCUCAACUUUAGCUGGUCAAUGUGUGUAGCUUUCCAACGGAGACACAUAAUAUAGCUAAAACCCAUCCUCUGAGCUUCAUCCUUUUAUUCAGGUAGGUUCACCUGUGGUCAGCACAGUGACUUCUCUGCCUAUGCCUGUGUCCCACUUUUAAAACAUCUUUUAAUUACCGUUGUAAUGUGUUUUUUUAUUUAAAGUAGUAGCUAUAUUGUUAAGAGUUUUACUUUCAUUAGCCUUAGGGUCACCAAAUGCUAAAUAAAUUUGCUGAUAACAAGUCUCAGUAGAGGGAUGGUUUGACAAUUUGGAAAAUACGAUUAUUUACUUUUCUGCUGAGAGUUGGAUGAGAAGAUAGAUACCACUCUCAUGUCUGAGAGUGGUAUCUAUCUUCUCAUCUAAUUCUCAGCAAGAAAGCAGAUGAUGUCAAAUGAUUCCCAUGAAGUUUAGGGUACAAUUAAACCUUUAGUUAUUUAUUCUGGAACAUAUCCUUUUAGAUACUGGCCAAUCUUUUUCUUACUAUCUUAACUUUGUUACUUUUUUGUUGAAAAAUACAAAGUUGAACUUGGCCAAAAUCUUCAUAUUUUAAAAAAUUGCAAAUUUAACAGGAAGAUGAAUAAAAGGACCAAAUACUUUGUCUCUGACAUGAUUUAAAUCAUAAGACAUUUGCUGGAAGUGAUAUCUAGCACAAAAUGUAUUGAGCAUGUAGUUUUUCCAACUCAAAAGCUUUUAAAUCCCAGAGAAAAUAGUAACAGUUCAUGUUUUGGUGACCUGAUUGUGUUUUUUUCACUGAUGUGAAGUUGCUCUGCGUCAGUGAACCUUUCAACAUUUUUAUUUAACAUUCUCAGGAAAGAUGUGAUAGCGGGUUUUAAAUUCUACCUGUAAAGCCCUAAGAGUGUCAACAUAUCAGGCUUGUCUCCUUUUAAUCACCAUUAUUCAUUGGUUUUGUCAUUACACACUGGUUAUGUGUUUAGUAGGUUGAUUUCAGUGAAAUGAAUGAUUAUUACAUGUUAAAGUGAUGCACAUGCAGUAUUUAGGAUUGCAGUUCAUUGGAUAAAACAUUCCAAAUCAACGUUGUACAGGUUAAAAGUGAAUGAAAACCAAAACAAUUGCAGGACAUACAGUAAAUAUUAAUAAUCAUUGUUGUAGGUGGUCAUAGCAUUGUAUGAAGUUUUCACCCCUUUGGCAAAUUCUCCCACUUACCCCUACAUGUAAAUGCUUAAAUGAAGCUCUGGAUUUCAGGCCUUAUUGUGUCAUUUCGUGGCUGUUGGUGUUAUUCUAUGAGUAGGUGUAAUAUGAUAUUUAUAUAAAAGAAAAUAUAAAAUUCAAGCCAGUUAUUUCUUCAUGAGGUGAAAUUGAAAGAGGGAAUAUCUGUGUGUCGCCGUUCAGUCAGAGCCUGUCAUAUUGAUUUCAGUGUCACUCAAGUCUUCUUUGAAAACGUCUUUAAGAUUCAGUAGAUGGUUAUUACAGUAAUAUAGUAUUAGACCUGAAACAGAUGUGAAGAAUCGUGUCUGAAUGAUCGUUAUUUCAAAACCUGUGAGUCGUCUUGUCUGAUUGUGAUGAUGUGGUAUUCAAUAGACUUUUACUUUUUAGUUGUUGUUUUUUGUACCAACCUAUACAUUUUAUGUGUAUUUUGGAUGAUGUGUGGAUGAGUUUGAAGCACAUGUUUGUUGGCUUUCAAUAAGUGUAGGUAACAGACUUUGAGUUUUUAUUUUUUUUAAUUUUUAUUAUAAUUUAAUAAAAACUUAGAUAAUGUUUGGCACCUGUUGACAUCAGUGCAAACUAAAUCCACAGUGGAGCAAUACAAACAUAAAUAUAUUAAACAGUAGACUUAAGGAUCAAGUGGGAUCCUGUUGUGCAGGCUUCAAAUAAAGACAAGCGUAACAUAAACUGUUAUGAAUUAAUAAAAUGGGCCUGUGUUGACACCACUUGUAUAAUUUUACAAAUGCACAUUUUCACCAGCAGAUGCACACACAGUAGUUAUGAACCCUGUAAACUGUACCACCCACACGCUCAUCUGUUAGCAAAUGCUAAAAGUUUAGCUGAUCAGUUCUAUAAAUUAAGUGUGAAGUCUGCCAAAAGAUGAACAAACUACUUUUCUGUGUAUAGCAAAUUAUCAAGGUGAAUUGUGAAUCAGUCCAAACUUUUCUGCCAUAUGUAUAUACAGCACGGUUAAUGUGAUUAUGAAAACUACAGCUGUAUAGGUAUCAUGCAGCAGGAACUGCAGUGUACUGGAUACUACUAAUAACAUUUAAUGCUGCUGUAUCAAUGCUUCUGAAAGCCAUUUCCCAUUAGCUCCCACGUGUACUGUAUGUUGUUUGAUAUGUAUCAUCAUGUAUUAUAUCAUAACUGGAUAUAAAUAUAUAAUUACUUGAGGUGAGGAAAAUAUUUGUCAUGGAUAAACACAUUCAAUAGAAACAUGCUCUAAUUAGGUAAAUGAAAUGUUUGAGGAGGCUGUGUCUCCAUGAGUGAAGUAAAUGAGGAAUACAUUUUUGUGUAUUACUUUUGUAUAAUUUGGUCUUACCCUAAUAGAUAUUAAACAGUUCUUGUUGCA